AUGCCGUUCCAUGACAGGAUGGCUGCUUUGGGGAAAGAAGGCCGGCUGCAACUGGGUAGGAGCUCAAAGGCGGAUAAGCCGAUCGUCAACGACUCAGACAUCCCGCUGACGCUCACAAGCAUUCAGCGAAACCAUAGUGCUGUCGAGGGAGCAGAGGUUCCAGUCCAGAGAUCCGAGCAACAGCCAGACGAUCAGUACCGUCUCCACAACCUCGUCUGGAUACUUGAGAGACUUCGAUACAACGUCUUGCCGGAAGACCCAUCAGGCAAUCUACCUCAAAGCCCAUGCCCUCCCUCCGAAGCAUCGAUUCUUGAGGAAAGUCACGCAAGAACUCACAGAGCAAUGUUUCAGAGCGCUGAUUCUGAGAACACAUUUGUCCAAAAAGUAGCCCAAAGCGUCGCGCUCAACGAGUCUGGAAUUGCAGCAAGCAGCGCAAAGCAUCGAGAGAAAAGAUUGGAAUACACGAACAAGACAAGGCUUAGGAAGCAGAACAGGAGGUGA
Molecule: messenger RNA, 501 nt
Organism: Aureobasidium namibiae CBS 147.97
Lineage: Eukaryota; Fungi; Ascomycota; Dothideomycetes; Dothideales; Saccotheciaceae
Exons: 1
Coding region: 1-501 (166 amino acids)
Source: RefSeq, a predicted model, not a curated record